AUUCAGUUGAGGCAAUACAAGACAUAGAUACCUACCUAAUUUGAAGGGUUUGCCCUAGCCAACGAAACAUUCUUUGUGAUACCCAGUUCUUUGAUGAAAAACCUGUGACGUGAGUGAUAAGUUGCAUUGGUUUGGAAGCGGCCGAAAUUACAUAAACAUUCUAGUUCGAAACCGCAACUUGAUAGACGUGCCUUUACAAUUAACGAAUGGGAAAAAAUUGUGUCAUUACUUCGUUAAAUAUAGUGAUAAUUUAUCUUUAUAUAUCAAGAUGUCGGAGUCUCGUGAUACGUUGAGGUGGCGAGGUUUUAAAAAUGCGUUAACUAAGAAAAAAACCAUAGACGCAGGAGGGGACUCGAAGUUACUGAAAUUUCUGUCAACUUUGGAUUUAACAUUCCUUAGUAUAGGAUCAACCCUGGGCGUUGGAGUGUAUGUGCUUGCCGGAGACGUGGCUAGGUACUAUGCGGGUCCCGCUGUGGUUGUGUCGUUCCUUAUAGCAGCCAUUGCGUCUCUGUUUGCAGGGCUGUGCUUUGCUGAAUUUGGCAGCAGAGUGCCAAAAGCAGGGUCAUCGUAUGUAUACACAUACGUGACAAUCGGGGAGUUCUUAGCUUUCAUUAUUGGAUGGGCACUCAUCCUUGAAUAUGUGAUCGGCGCAGCGAGUGUGGCACGAGGACUUAGUGGUCAUAUAGACGAAUUUAAUAACCAGUCUAUAAGCAAUGCUUUCAGAUCUGUUGUAACAAUUGAAAUCAAGUACAUUUCACCUUACAUAGACUUCUUGGCUUUUGGAAUUACUGUUGUAUUUUCAGUGGCCUUGUCACUGGGAGCAAAAGAGUCGUCAACAGCAAAUAAUAUUUGCACAAUGAUUAAUUUAACUAUUGUUAUAUUUGUUGUCACAUCUGGAUUAUUUAAAGCCGACAUUGCGAAUUGGAAGAUCAGCAAAGAGGAAUUACCAAAAACCGAAGGUGUUGACUAUGGAACAGGAGGAUUCGCACCUUACGGAGUGCUGGGAAUAAUUUCCGGCGCAGGUGAAUGUUUCUACGGGUUUAUCGGUUUCGACUGUAUCGCGACCGCAGGGGAAGAGGCUAAAAACCCGAAGAAAUCACUACCAAUUGCUAUAGUUGCAUCAUUGGUAGUUGUCUUCUUUGCUUACUUCGGGAUCUCGGCGAUCCUGACAACAGUUCUCCCAUAUUAUGACCAAAACACCAAGGCGCCUUUCAUCUACAUGUUUCAAUCUAUCAGCUGGAACUGGGCCACUUACAUUGUGAGUGUCGGCGCAGUUUGUGGCUUAACUACAAGUUUGGUCGGUGCAUUGUUCCCGUUACCGAGAAUAAUUUAUGCGAUGGCAUCUGACGGCUUACUGUACAAAUGGCUUGGAAACAUACAUUCACGCUUCCAAACUCCGAUGGGUGGAACUUUGAUAGCCGGAGUUUUCACCGGAACCCUUGCUGCAUUUUUUGACGUAGGUCAGCUGUCGAAAAUGAUGAGCCUUGGCACUUUGUUCUCCUAUUCUAUCGUGGCUGCUUGUGUACUCAUUCUGAGGUACAAACACGAUGAGGUGCCUGAAAACCAUUUAGUUGAACUUGAAGAGCCUCUGAGAGUAAAAAAUAUCACGCAGCGGUUGAUAAAUGCCAAUAAUUUAGCAUUUCCAACCAAACGUACUUCAAAAAUAGUAUCGUACCUAGUCACAAUUUACGUAAUUGUCAGUUUAUUGUCUGCGGGUUUCAUCAGGAAAUUCGGCAAUAAUAUUAUCAACCGAGAAGCGUGGGCCAUUAUUGUAAUUACCAUUUUGAUACUGGCCAUGGUUACCCCUCUGGUGUGCAUAAACGCCCAGCCAAGAUCGCGGAAAGAUAUUCCGUUUUCCGUACCCUUAGUACCUUUUCUCCCAGCAACGAGUAUCUUUAUCAACUUCAAUUUGAUGUGGGGUUUGGCGGCUAUCACCUGGGCACAGUUCGCAGGUUGGAUGGUAAUCGGUCUCAUCAUUUAUUUCACGUAUGGCAUCAAAAACAGCAUUCAUAAAGGCAAGCCAGCUGCUAAUCUGGAGAAGGCAGAGAAUCACUGCGUGAAAUAAGAGAGAACACUGAGAACAGAUACUGAGUUUUUCUUUACAAUUCCGAUUUUUGUUGGAAAAGACUUUCGUAUGUGAAUUUUGUAACGAAUUUAUUUAUAAGUACUUAAAUAAGAUCCUCAUAAUUAUGGCAAGCAUGAUUAGGAUUUACAGUCUCCAUACUAAGAAUCGUACCUCAUUAAAUAUUAUCA
Molecule: messenger RNA, 2253 nt
Organism: Leguminivora glycinivorella
Lineage: Eukaryota; Metazoa; Arthropoda; Insecta; Lepidoptera; Tortricidae
Product: cationic amino acid transporter 2-like
Exons: 11
Coding region: 269-2065 (598 amino acids)
Biological process (GO): amino acid transport; transmembrane transport
Cellular component (GO): plasma membrane
Molecular function (GO): amino acid transmembrane transporter activity
Source: RefSeq, a predicted model, not a curated record